AUGAAAUUGGAUAUUACCAAGACCUUUAGUCACCAUUGUGACCGUGUCAAGGGUAUAGACUUCCACCCAACAGAACCGUGGGUGUUGACAACGUUGUAUAACGGAAAGAUUGAGAUAUGGUCAUAUGCGACGAAUUCGCUUGUCAAAUCGAUCCAAGUAACCGAGUUACCAGUGCGUACCGGGAAAUUUAUAGCCCGCAAGAAUUGGAUAGUUGUCGGGUCCGACGAUUUCCAAAUCAGAGUAUACAACUACAACACGGGAGAGAAAAUUAUUCAAUUUGAGGCUCAUCCAGAUUAUAUCAGAGCAAUUGCUGUUCAUCCAACAAAGUCGUAUAUUUUAACUUCAAGUGAUGAUUUGACUGUUAAAUUGUGGAAUUGGGAUAACAACUGGAAAUUGGAACAGGUCUUUGAAGGACACCAACACUAUGUCAUGAGUGUUAAUUUCAAUCCCAAGGAUCCCAAUACAUUUGCUUCUGCUUGUUUAGAUAGAACAGUCAAGAUUUGGUCUUUGGGCAGUUCACGGCCUAAUUUCACUUUGGUUGCCCACGACACAAAAGGUGUCAAUUACGUCGACUACUACCCGCAAGCUGAUAAACCAUACUUGAUAACUUCGAGUGAUGAUAAGACUAUAAAAGUAUGGGAUUACCAAACUAAAUCAUGCGUUGCCACUUUGGAAGGACAUCUACUGAAUGUAUCGUUUGCUAUAUUCCAUCCAGAGUUGCCUAUUAUUGUUUCGGGUUCAGAAGAUGGUACAAUUAGAUACUGGAACUCAAACACUUUCAAGUUGGAGAAAUCGGUUAACUACAGUUUAGAAAGGGCUUGGUGUGUUGGAAUCUUGCCCAAAUCAAACGUUAUUGCUGCUGGGUUUGAUUCAGGAUUUGUUAUUAUAAAACUAGGCAAUGAAGAACCUUUAUUCUCCAUGGAUCUGAAUAACAAAUUGAUAUAUGCUAAAAACUCGGAGGUUUUCCAAACGAUAAUAAAGCCAAAUGCUACUCAAGGCUUGAAAGAUGGCGAAGCCUUAAAUUUGCAACAAAGGGAUUUGGGCAGUAUCGAAAUCUUUGCCCAAUCUCUUGAUCAUUCACCCAAUGGGAGAUAUGCAGCUGUAUGCGGUGAUGGCGAAUACAUUGUUUAUAGUGCGCUAGGCUGGAGAUCGAAAUCAUACGGUAAGGCACUCGACUUUGUAUGGAACAGCCAUGACAAUUCAGCAGCUUGUCCUUUUGCUAUUAGAGAAUCCCCCGUUAGUGUAAAAGUGUUUAAGAAUUUCCAAGAACAAAUGAUUAUUGAUUUGUCGUACCACGCCGAUAAAAUCUUUAGUGGCGCUUUAUUGGGUGUGAAAUCAGAAGGAUGUGUUUCUUUUUAUGAUUGGGAACUGGGCCGGUUAGUUAGAAGAGUGGAUAUAGAUGAUGAAGUAUCCGAUGUUAUUUGGUCAGAUAAUGGCGAGUUGCUUGCUAUUAUCACAACAACAACAACAACAACAUUGUCGUCAUCAUUAUCGACGAGUGAAAAAAUGAGCGCACCUUCUGUGCCUUCAAAGAAAGGAGACGAAACAUACUUUUUGAGCUAUAAUCAUGAAGUAUUUGAACAGGCCUUGAAGAAUGAUGAUCUCGACCCAGAAGAAGGUGCAGAAUUGGCGUUUGAUGUCUUGUAUACCUUGCCUACUUCAGAGUCCAUAUUAUCAGGGAAAUUCAUUGGUGAUGUAUUUGUUUUCACUACAGCAGCAACCAACAGAUUGAAUUACUUUGUUGGUGGAGAGGUUAUAAACUUGGGUCAUUUCGAUCGCAAAGUUUAUAUAAUUGGAUAUAAAGCACAAGAGGUGAGACUAUUACUUAUUGAUAAAUCAUUCAAUGUUAUCUCAUGGUAUCUCAAUGCCGAUUUAUUGGAAUUGCAAACUUUGGUAAUGAGAGGAGGUUUAGAACAAUUUGCAACUCAGAGUGUUGUAGAUGAAGAAACUGGAGAAACAGUUCCAGACUUGAGCAAUGUUUCAUUGGAAAACUUAUCCGAAGAGUACAACAAUUUAAUCAGCAAUUUUUCCAAAACUGAGUUGAACCAGUUAUCUAGAUUUUUUGAAAAAUUGGGAUACAUGGCGUUAUCAUUUCAAUUAUCUCAAGAUUUUGAUUCCAAAUUUCAAAUAUCCUUGAGCACGGGAGAUUUAAUGAAAGCUUAUGAAUUAUUAUCAAAUCAACAAAAGAAAGAUCCAACAACGGCUUCCAUGAAUAUUCAGAAAUGGAAAAAAUUGGGCGAUUUAGCAUUGAGUAAAUGGAACAUCAAAUUAGCACAGGAAUCAUUUUGGUUAGCUAAGGAUUAUUCGUCACUAUUGUUGUUAUUAUCUUCGUCACAAAAUAAAGAACAGUUGAUUAAAUUGGCCGAGGCGUGUGAGCAGAACGGUAAAUACAAUAUUGCAUGGCAAGCAUGGUGGCAAGUUGGUGAUGUUGAAAAAUGUUUGAAUUUGUUAAUCAAAAGUGAAAGGUAUACUGAAGCUAUUUUAUUUGGCACUAAUUAUGGUGUUGAUCAUGAAAAGUUGACCAAGUAUAUUAAGGAGUGGAAGGAGGUUUUAAAGAAUGACAAGAAUAAGAGUAAAAUAGCCGAGAGGUUGAUUGAUGAUUUUAGCAAAAUAAGCAUAAAUGGAAAAGAAGUUGACCCGCCCUUGAUUAAUUUUGAAGAAGGAGCAGAGGCAGAGGCAGAAGCAGAAGCAGAAGCAGAAGCAGAAGCAGAAGCAGAAGCAGAAGCAGAAGAAGAAGUAAAGGAGAAGGAACAAGAUGCUUUAGGUGAGAAGGAAACUGAGCAGAGGGAAAUCGAGACUGCGGAAUUUGAAGAAGAGAAUGAUGGUGCAGAACUAUUGCAUAAAGAAGAAUAA
Messenger RNA from Lodderomyces oxycetoniae, 2853 nucleotides. It is a transcript of the gene SEC27, whose product is annotated as coatomer subunit beta'. Gene Ontology annotation, cellular component: COPI vesicle coat. The record is from RefSeq and is a predicted model, not a curated record. Bases 1 to 2853 code for a protein of 950 amino acids. Gene Ontology annotation, molecular function: structural molecule activity; protein binding. Gene Ontology annotation, biological process: endoplasmic reticulum to Golgi vesicle-mediated transport; intracellular protein transport; intra-Golgi vesicle-mediated transport. The transcript has a single exon. NCBI's taxonomy places the organism in Eukaryota, Fungi, Ascomycota, Pichiomycetes, Serinales, Debaryomycetaceae.